AUGGUCGAUUGAUGAUUUCCUGAUGGGAGGUGUUGCUUAUCGCUCCCCGAAUCUCUUCUGCUCACUAGAGGACAGGACGCUCCAGGAGCUGCAUGCACACAAUGGACUAAACCUCCCAGAGAGAUCAAUAUUAUCAGCUGUGAAACCCUUCACCGCAAAGAAGACACUUCCUUAUAUUCUCUGGUCGCUCAGACCUCAUCAGAUCCCCUGCUAUGAUUCAGAGGAAUGAGAUUGUGCUAUCUGUUCUGGAGGAGCUCCAGGAGGCCACAGAGCUCUCUGGACUGGACGCUCUGACCAGAGUGGCCCUGGAGGUGGACCAGGUCCUCACUCCUUUCCAGCUCCCCAGGACGCCCUGUCAGAAUUUCCCUGAGUGGCCAGGCGUCGACAGCGCAGCUCAUGGCCUGUACCCAGCCGAUGCACCCGAUGGCCUUUUGCCUUUAAACUGUAAGGGAGAAGGCAACGUACUGUUUGACGCAGUUAGUAUGCUGCUAGUGGGCAACACUGUACUUAGCUUGGAGCUACAGGUGAGGACCGUAGUGGAAAUGGUGCUGUGGAAAAGAUACUACCUGUCUGAGAUGAUUGAUUCAAAAAUGAUGCUCCAGGCUGUACGCUUCAGUCUUUGUGCUGAAGAGUCUGAGGAUAUGCUGAACUUGCCCUUCACAAUCUUGGAGGCCAUUUUUGAUGCAGAUGUCAAAGCUUCUUGCUUCCCUGGUUCCUACACUAACAUGUGGCACGUGUACGCACUGUCAUCGGUCCUUCAGUUUAACAUCUACUCCAUCUACCCCAUGUUCAACCUCAAGAUCAGACCAUAUUUCAACCGAGUCGUACGUCCAAGGACCUGGCCUAAAGACUCUGUGCCAGUAACCCUCUACAUCAUGUGGUCAGGUGAGCUGCAGUCUGAUGAAUCUUUCAGGCCGAAUCAUUUUGUCGCGCUUGUCCAGACCAGCGACCUCACAUUUGGAAGUCAUGACAGUGAGCAGAAGGCAUUGCCCAUAAAGAGCGAGGAGCUGUUGAACCAGGACUUGACGUUGUCUUAUCCGAGCCUGAAGGACAAAUACAACAUCACCAAAAGGACCUUCUACCGCUGGAAGAGGCAGACGCAGGAGCAUUGCAAAAAGUCUGCAGCCAGAUAUGAGGCAAAGUAUUUCCUGCAGGCCUGCUACUUGGAGGGCAAGCUCAUCCCCCUGCAUCAAUUCAAAGAGUUCUUCCCUGAGAUUUCAAGGUCAACAUAUUACAACUGGAAGCAUGAGCUUCUGAAAUCUGGAGGGAACUUCUCAACAUCGUCUUCAACCGGAGAGGUAAGUCCUGGAGAGAGCACGGAGCAGGAGGCUUGGUCCUCACCUGAAGCAAAGCAGGAUGAACUGGACCACCAUGACUCCAUGGCUGGCAUGUUUGGCCUCUGCAAGCUGAAUGUGGAGCGGGCCCAGAAUGUGGCACAUAUGCAGGAAGCUAAGCGCUCUCUGCAGAAUUGCAUCGCCAUGAAUGCCUCCUUGCCCUUCAGGAUCUUCAAAAGAAACUUCCCAGGGAUUUCCAGAUCAACCUACUACAACUGGAGAAGAGAAGCUAUGAUGUUCAACGGAGGCUACAAAGGCAGUGUUGGCAGCAGUGAGGAUAGCUCAGAUGCUGACAAGAGCCACAGUCCAAAAAGUCUGUCAACAGUCCUACCUAACACCAGCCAGCUUGUCAGGCCCAAACUGAGGAUCUGUAGGCAAAAACACAGAAGUUUCAGGCUGGCAUACAUGAGUAAGAAACAGCUCAGAGAUGCUGCAAAGCUGCAUGUCCAGAAAUCAAAGUGGUCCCUGACAAAGUUCAAGCUCAAGUUCCCAACCAUGUCCCCUUGCUUCUACUGGCUGUGGCGUAGCAGUCAGAACCACAAGAAGAAGAUGGCCACCCAGGAGAUCAACCUUCCAGAGAGUCUGGAGAGCACCACUGCAGAAAACAAACUACUGGAGAGAAGGAUGGAAAGUCAGCAUGCGCUUCCAUUUGUUGAGAGUCCUAAGUUUCUAAAAAAUGCCACCAUGUGCUCCUUUGCCCCACAUUUCAAGCACACCCUUCACGGCAGAACGUCCAUAGAUGAGCAGAUGUUUGCAAUGGAUGUUGUGACUCUGGCCAACUUCAAGGCCAAGGCCAAGCUCUUCCUGCAGCAACGCUUUGAGGAGAAAUCCUUCCCCACAUUUAAAGAAUUCAGGUCUUACUUCCCCUUCACUCCCCGUUCAACAUACUACAUGUGGAAGCGAGCUUUACAUCAUGGGUUGUCACUGGUUCAUGGAUAAAUGCACAUUGCUUUUAUCCCAUAAAAAUGGGCUUUCUGGAGCAGGAUAAGCACAAUUAGAAAUUUUGGUCCCCAAAACACAUUUCUCUCUCUGCCUCUGUACCCUGUUAUAAACAUACAGCUGAAGUUCUAAAAGACUAUUAAGUAUACUGACUUAGCAUCUAAAUGCAUUGUGUCCUUCCUCUGCCCCACCACCACGGUUCAUUCCUCCCUCCUGGACAUUUGCACGUGUGUGAAAAGAAACGGAGUCCUGGGUCUGUUUAAACCCUGCAUGUUGUCCUCCAGGCAAAAGGCAGUUCAAAGCUGUUAUUUAGAGGCAUUUUGUUUGAACCUGUUUCUUCUCCAUUCUCUUUAAAUCCCUGCUAAGCAUUACACUUGGCGCCCUUAUUAUUAUUGUUAUAUUUUUCAGUUUUCAUUGUUAGUGCUUUAAAUUUAUUCUUAGUUUUUUGAUUCUUUGAAUGUGAAGAGCAGUCGGUAUUUGUUUUAAGAGAUGACUACUUCUUCAGAUGUCCUCUGUAAACAGGGUUCUUUUUCAUAUUUCUUUUUUUUUUGAUUAUUGAAUGUACUCACCUCAGGGAUUCACAAGGUGUACAGAAGCUUUAGGUGGUUAUGUCAAGAGUCUGGCAUUUUAAAAUGCCCCUACUGUGAAGUCAGUUUUGUCACACUAUAUUUGCACUAAAAAUUGUUUCCAUUACACAGCUGAAUGUAUUGUCUUAACCAUUUUGCACACACUGGUUACAUAUACUGUUUUUGAAAAUAACUUAAAACAGAAUAUAAAUGGAGAUAUUUUAUUUUAUUUUAUUUUUUUGUACACCUCAUUUCAAAACUACCUAUUUCCCUGAAAUAUGGAAAAUUAGCCUUUAUAAGCUACUUUUGUUGUAAAUAACAUUCCAUUCCACUUUUCACAUAGACAGGUGUGUUUUGCAGAACUGCUGCUGUAGUACUGCUGAAUAACAGACUUCAGUUUACAUGUAUAAUUUUUUUAAACAUUUAUUUUUCUUCCCCAUCAUGUCUGAAAUUGGUGCUGGUGAUACUGCCAGACGUCAUUAUAUUCAGUCAGUCAGCAGGUGAGGCAGUUUGUACCGGCUGUAUAUCAAUAAACUACUGACCAGCAUCAGCCCUUUGCUUCACUUUCUGCCCAGUCCUCAUUGUGGGUUUUUUUUUUUUGCUGCUGUAUUUCAUUUAUGACUUUAGGAAGUGGUUCUUUAUUUUAGCUUGUCAACAUGAGCCAUCUCUAAGAAAUUGUGGCAGUCACUACUUGUUUUAUGCUGUACGGUAUCUAAACGCAGCCACAGCAGUAAGUCAGCCAACUUUAAACUGUAAAUUUCCUGAACUGUUGGCUCUCUUCCAUGUCAGUGAGCUAUUGUUCUGGCUCAAAUGAUACUAGUAACCCCCCUUCAGAACAUCUAAUCUUAUGUCUCAUCAGCUCUAUCUUGAUGUCAUGUUUUGGUAGAAUCGGUUGGAAUGGUUAACAAAUUGUUUACUUUAUUGUCAUAAAUCUGCACUAUGUUGUAACAUACAGUACAUGUCAGUUCUUGCCGAGUUAAUUCAUUCAACUAUGAUGCAUAAAGAAAGCAAAAAAGGACAAAAUCACUUCGUGACAGGUUAAACCCACGGUUAAAGAAUAGCAGAGAGCUUUGAGGCUGGUUUUGUGUUUUUUGCUCACUGUCUGCUCUGUUUAGCUAUUGUGCUUAUGCUAAUGAAGGUAAUAGUCUACAGUGGGUGGGAUGGAGAAUGGAGAGGGGGGAAGGGGUUUAAUUGCAUGCGUGAGGAUAGAGGUGUUUGAGAUAAGGCUAACAUCCAAGAGUUUGGGGGAGGGCUAGUGGUAAAGACAGAAGGAGGGGUUGGGGGCAGGGGAUCUGUGGUUUUCAUCAGGCGAUUCAACAGAGAUGUCUGGCAAAGUUGGAAAUUACACAGCUACGCAUCUUGAAUCUUGAAACCAUGUUCUGACUGACCCAGCAGGUCUAAGGAGUAAUCAAAGCAUCA
Messenger RNA from Monopterus albus (swamp eel), 4258 nucleotides. It is a transcript of the gene vrtn, whose product is annotated as vertebrae development associated. Gene Ontology annotation, biological process: regulation of transcription by RNA polymerase II. The record is from RefSeq and is a predicted model, not a curated record. The transcript has 3 exons. Gene Ontology annotation, cellular component: chromatin. The coding region runs from base 213 to 2273 and encodes 686 amino acids. Lineage: Eukaryota; Metazoa; Chordata; Actinopteri; Synbranchiformes; Synbranchidae.